Molecule: messenger RNA, 426 nt
Organism: Zophobas morio
Lineage: Eukaryota; Metazoa; Arthropoda; Insecta; Coleoptera; Tenebrionidae
Product: SOSS complex subunit C homolog
Exons: 2
Coding region: 81-374 (97 amino acids)
Biological process (GO): DNA repair
Cellular component (GO): nucleus; SOSS complex; nucleoplasm
Source: RefSeq, a predicted model, not a curated record
UUGAAUGUGUGUAUUGGUGGUCAUGGCGAGUGACAGCGUUUCACUUUAACCUCACUUAUGUCGCAUAAAUAACAAAUUUCAUGGCUUUUCCACAACCCAACGCCCAGAGAGAACUCGCCAACAGGAAAAUACUCGAGGAUCUCCAACUCAAAAAACAACUGUUGUUGAAACAAGGGGUGGCUUCCACUUUGAAUUCGUCGUCGUUGCCAGUGUUGGGCUCCGCCCCCGUGCAGCAAUCGGAUGGGUAUUCGAUGAGCUCGCUCCAACGCGCCGCCUUGCAGACCGCCAAUGCCCAAUCCACCGGAUACUUCAUCUCUCAAGACUCCUCCUUCGGGAAUUUUAUCCUUCCGGUGCUGCCGCGUUUCGACAAAUAAUGUUUCCGUGCUUGAAACUGAGACACCUGGAAGAGCGGCUUCAGUGCAUUUC